AUGCCAUUUUUGACAUACCCCGCUGCGUUGGAACUGCAGAAGGAACUCAGAGGAACAAAUGCAGAGGUUGUGACUCUUGCCGACGAUGAGUAUGUGGAAAGCCUUGACCGAUGGAGCGCAACCAGCGAAAAGGAGGCCGGCGCCAUAGUGAAGGUUACUACUGCGGAGGAAGUAUCCACUGUUGUGGAAUUUGCUGCGAAACGCUAUAUUCCCUUUGCGGUUCUUUCAGGUGGCUAUAGCACAAAUGGUGCAUCAUCGACUUAUGGAGGGAUUGUGAUCGACUUGGGAAGAAUGAAUCGUGUAGACGUUCAAUCUUCUUCCUCCAUAGUAUCGGUCGAAGGUGGCGCCAAAUGGGCAGAUGUUGACACAGCUGCCGCCCAGCAUGGUCUUGCUGUCGUUGGACCAACGGCUAGCCAGCUUGGUGUAGGUGGUACGACACUCGGUGGCGGGAUUGGCUGGCUCACUGGGAAGUACGGUCUUAUUAUCGAUAAUCUAGUAGAAGCUCAAGUGGUGCUGGCGGAUGGCAGUAUAACCACCGCAUCCGAGUCGGAAAACCCGGACCUGUUUUGGGCCAUUCGCGGAGCUGGUCAAGACUUUGGUGUUACCACGAGAUUCACCUUCAGAGCUCAUCCACAGCAGAAUGAUGUCUUUGCCGGAAUAAUAUACCUCGAUCCAGAUAAGCUAUCGCAAUUGGUAGAUUAUGUGAACGACCUCGACUCCAAACUUGAGGAAGACCAAGGGUUAUUCUUUGGGUUUACAAACACGCACGAUCAAACCACGAUAGUGGUAAUUUUAUUUUACAACGGUCCACAGGACAAAGCAGAAAAGAUGUUUGAACCCGUAUUAUCGCUGAGCACAGGUCGUGGGGAGACGGGAAUGAUGCCUUAUUACAAGACAAAUCGCCUGUUCAAUAGGACAACCGCCAGCGAGGGGAGAAAACGACUGAGUGGCACGAGUGUCACAUUACCACUUGACAUGGACUUUUUCCAAACGGUGUACCAAAACUUCUCUCAUAUUCUGGAUGACCAUUCUGAUGAUGCUGAAGCCUUUUUGCUUUUUGAAAUGUUGCCCUAUACCAAAGUGGUUGAGGUCCCAAAUGAUGCUACAGCCUAUGCUAAUAGGGGGCCAUACUAUAACGUCUGCUCCAUAUUCAACUGGCAGGACGUAAAUGCGGACUCAAAGAUUCGUAAUUUACAGCAGGGCCUUAUGAGUCAGAUACGUGAUGAGCACGUCAAAAAGAGAGGCCCUGGGGUAGGUACCUAUCCUAAUUUUACUGGUUUUGAUGCCAACGCAAGAGAUCUGUUUGGCGACAAUUUGCCUCGUCUCAAAGAACUCAAGAAGUAUUACGAUCCUAGGAACGUGUUCCGGAAAUGGCAUGACUUGCUGCUACAGACCGGGUCCUCUGUCUGA
Molecule: messenger RNA, 1410 nt
Organism: Talaromyces marneffei
Lineage: Eukaryota; Fungi; Ascomycota; Eurotiomycetes; Eurotiales; Trichocomaceae
Exons: 3
Coding region: 1-1410 (469 amino acids)
Molecular function (GO): FAD binding; oxidoreductase activity
Source: RefSeq, a predicted model, not a curated record